AGCCCCGAACAGGACCUAGACUAGGAUAGCUUUUUUUGUUCCCUCCCUCCCUCUCUUUUUCUCUUUUCCCUCCUCUAUUUUUCGGUCUCUCAUUUAAGAGAGUGAUACGAACCCCACACUUUGACAAAUAACAACCACUACUACAAACAACCAUGGCAUCUGCAAGCAGCUCCGCACAGGCCGCCUUCGGGCUGGGCCGGAGGAAGAAGAGCCCCGGCCUCCUGGAUCAGAUUGGAAACUUCUUCGGAGGGGACAAGAAGAGGAAGACCAAGGGAUCUUUCCGUGGUGCUCUCUCUCCAGGCCCUCAGAAAUCUGCGACUUCCCCACGUAAGCGUGGAGCAGAGAACGCAGUGGUCCACUUCUUCCGCACGAUCGUGUCACCUGCCCCUCCCAAGUCUAGGUGGACAGGACUAGCUGCCAAGAUGGGCCUGGGCGACCAGAAGUCACAGUCUGCUAAAGCCAAGAAGGCCAGUGCAGGGGACGGCAAAGGCACCCUGACUAGGAUCUUCAAAAUGUGAUGAUAUCAGCCGCAGAGGAAGCAGGAGUGCUUCUCCCAGCAAACGCUGAGGUCCCCCUCUACAACCCCUUCCAACAGCACGAGGGCAGACGUUCAAGAUCGCGGGACUAAAGUGGGGAAAAGAGGAAGAAAAGGAGGAACUCUUGUCACCCCGUAAUCUCAUCUUCCCCUCCACCUCUGAUAACACUCUAACGUACGCUAAACCCCUCAUCUCAUCCUAUUACCCCCCCCACCCCUUUGGCUGGUAGAUAGCGACACAAUCUGUUGCCCCCCCCCCCCCCUGCAUGCGUUGUGCUGAGUCUGUGCAGUCAUCAUCUUUAGCGUGAACUUUUUGCUGAUCCCGAAGCCGCUCACAUGUGCAGCCCGAAUGAACCCCCGCCCCGCAAUGGCUCUCUGUACUCGUGCUUGAGUUUUAAUGGACGUCUUCGAUGAUUCCUCUAACAAAAAAGUUGGCUAAACUGAAGCACAUCCGGAGCAGUUGAAGGUUUACGGCUGUUGCAAGUCCGACUGACUUGACCGUCAUUGCCGCUUGCUGAUUAGGCGAAAAGGCCGGGUUGUUCUUCUUUUUAAAAAAGAGCGGUUUUCUGUCUCGUCACACUGUCUUUGUCUUUCCCUCAAACCUUUUCUGUCAACCCAAACUGUGUUUAACAGGUUUUACAUUCUCAUGGAGAGCCAUUUUGUCACUGUGUGUUUUCAUUCAAACCUUUGUUCCUUAGCUGUAGUCAAGUGUCCUGUCUUAAAUGUGAUGUUGAUCUAUGUGUGUUCAUAGGGCCUAAGGUUGGCUGUGGUCUUUGUGGUCAAAAAUGUAAUUUCUAAACCUUCUAAAUCAUAUUCUCUGGAAUAGUCACUGAAAAACAUAAAUGAGUCACUUUUUCAGUCCAUGAGAUAAUAGUAGACUAACAAAUCAUUUUCCACCUUUAGCCAGACUCUUAAUCUGAAGCGUAAUGUUGGUGCUGUAGCAUGAUGCCAGAUUCAGACCUUUCCUCGUUGCAUUGUGUAGUCUCUCUCCUUUGUCGUCCCUGUUUCUAUCUCACACACGACACACAUACUGUAAAUUAAAUUCACAAAACCCUCGUGCCUUUCCUCCUGACUACCAAUGUAUGUGCUGUGUUGCCUUCUUGUGGUUAAUAAAAAAAAAACACAAUUUCAAAAAGGUGCUCUGUAACUAACUUAGUAGUGACACAUUACAAGGUGUUGCUUGGGAAUGUGUAAGUUGCAAGUUUUCUGAGAAAAAUAAACUCAGCACUACCACUUGUGCUGUUCAAACAUAUCCCACAUGUGUUAAAAAGCAUCUCUCCCACUGGCUGUGUGUGCUUGAGCCUCGUGAGUGCUGUGUAGUGUUGUUUCUGAAUGGAUCCUGUGGAUGAAUGUAAAGAUCCUCUUCAUUAUUGUAUGUGUAAUAAAUCAUGACCAGCCACUUAACUGAGAAUAAAACAAUAAAAACUAUAAAACCAA
Cottoperca gobio is the source of this 1972-nucleotide messenger RNA. It is a transcript of the gene mbpb, whose product is annotated as myelin basic protein b. Gene Ontology annotation, molecular function: structural constituent of myelin sheath. NCBI's taxonomy places the organism in Eukaryota, Metazoa, Chordata, Actinopteri, Perciformes, Bovichtidae. The coding region runs from base 153 to 518 and encodes 121 amino acids. The record is from RefSeq and is a predicted model, not a curated record. The transcript is spliced from 7 exons.